GUUACAAACAAUUGCAGACUAUGAUAGAAUUCUGGUUAUGGAUGCUGGAAUUGUAGUGGAAUUUGAUAUUCCAUACUUAUUGAUGCAAAAGCCAGAUUGGUGGUUUAGAGAGCUAUGUAAUAGAAGUGGUGAAUUUUCAGAAUUAAUGAAAAUCGCUAAGCAAAAAUAUGAGUAUAUAUCAUCAAUACAUUAA
Molecule: messenger RNA, 193 nt
Organism: Racocetra persica
Lineage: Eukaryota; Fungi; Glomeromycota; Glomeromycetes; Diversisporales; Gigasporaceae
Source: the annotation of a GenBank genome assembly